GACCUGCCCUCCUUUCUGUGAGACUCGACGUUCUGCGAAGCGUCUGUCGUUUCUAUGGGAGUGAAACAACGCCAGAGACUAAACGGAACCUGAGAAGAAACAGGUUGGGACAAAGAGAAAGCACCUGAAGAUCGUCUCCCAGAACCUUGAAGAGAUACUACGAAGAAGGGGAGAGAGGACAGGGAGCUGUUUAUUUGUCAGUGCCAGUGAGUGCACACUCACACUCACACUCGCACUCACAGAGGGUCAGGCCAGUCCCGUGUUGCACCCUCUCUCUCUGCAGUGAGUAUGGGCCCCUCUGUGGCUCGGACUCUGGGCCUGUGUUUCUGCUCUGUCAGGCAGCCUCUCUUCUAGAAGGAUCUCUUCCCCGCACCCCCUCCUCCAGCGCUGGGUCCCCGAUGCCCCCCCUCGCUGACCCGGCCCAGUGAUGCUCCAGACCAGUAACUACUCGCUGGUGCUGCUGGUGCAGCUCCUGCUGCUCACCUUCGACCUCUUUGUGAACUCCUUCAGUGAGCUGCUGAGAGCCGCCCCCGUCAUACAGCUGGUGCUCUUCAUUAUCCAGGACAUUGCGAUCCUGUUCAAUGUGAUCAUCAUACUGCUGAUGUUCUUCAACACCUUCGUGUUCCAGGUGGGGCUGGUCACCCUGCUGCUGCAGCGCUUCAAAGGGCUGCUCAUCGUGUCUGCCUUCUACCUCGGGCUGAGCAUAGCCUUCCACGUGUGGGUGAUGAACCUGCGCUGGCAGCACUCUGACCGGUACGUGUGGACGGACGGGCUGCAGGCUCUCUUUGUGUUCCAGCGUCUCAUGGCCGUGCUGUACUAUUACUUCUACAAGCACACUGCGGAGUGUCUGGGAGACACGCGGCUCUACGAGGACUCGGCCUGGCUGCGCCAUCAAUUCUCUCGCGGCAGGAUGUGAGGUCAGCGCGUCACUAACUGCACCGUGUCCUGUGUAAGGAAAUGAAGAGACAGCCUGUGAACAGAAAGGGGAUGAGAUUGUCCAGCUUUUCCCUCAGGAGGAGCAAAGAGAGACUGUCCCCUUCAGUGCUGGUCCCAGCGUCAGUGGACCCCUCAACGCGCUCUGUGUGUGUGUGUGUGUGUGUGGAGGGUUUAUUUUUUAUAAUAGAAUAUGGUUGGAUUGGAUAUGCUUGUAUAUCUUUAAGUGCUGAUGGUUUUUUGUAAUGCUUUUGUAUUCAAUUCCCAGUUGUAUAUGAGAAUGUGUGUUUGUUUCUCUCUUGUUUUUCCUACACAACUCGCUGUCAGUCACCUGCUGCUGUUCCACUUUUCCCUGGACAUGACUGUGUAAUUCUGAGCUUCUAUAGUCAUAUGAAGCCACCAGCUUCACUUUGGGCUGCAUGAUUCCACUGCUGGCACAGUGAAGUGACAGGUGGAGUGGGGCUGCUGAUCUCACACCUUCAGUCCAGGCAGCUGGGAUUCUGAGACCGGGUAACGGCAGCCCUGGGCUUCACAGCAUUCAAAACAACUGAAAACUUGAACAGUGGGUUUGUGUUUUUGUUCUGAUUUCACCUAAUUCACAUUGUACACAAUUUUAAUGCAUAGUAAAAAAAAUGACCUGA
Messenger RNA from Acipenser ruthenus (sterlet), 1574 nucleotides. RefSeq names its product transmembrane protein 138 (gene tmem138). The coding region runs from base 428 to 916 and encodes 162 amino acids. The transcript is spliced from 6 exons. NCBI's taxonomy places the organism in Eukaryota, Metazoa, Chordata, Actinopteri, Acipenseriformes, Acipenseridae. Gene Ontology annotation, cellular component: cilium. The record is from RefSeq and is a predicted model, not a curated record.